CAAGGAAAACAUAAAGCGCCAGUUACGAAAAUGGCUCUGACUACUGUUCUUAAGGAUAUCUUGCCAUUGUUGGACAUGUCAGUUUAUUGUAACUACAAAUCAGCUUUAGAAAAAACGAUUACCUGUGUAUCGCAGUAUUGCAAAAGUGGAGCUUGUUCUAGACCAAAUUGUUCGUCCAAUAUACUGUGCUAUUGAUCUUAGAGACCUUUCCUCCAAAUCAAAAUUAAAUGACGUUAUAGUAAAGGUGCGGUGGCAUCCAAAAUCUAACAGAACAUUGGUUAUUGUAACCGAAAAUUCCUUUAUAUAUUACAUUCAUUGUGUAAAGUCCUCAGAAAAUCAAAGCAUUCGAUUCAAUUUAUGGCUUGAAGCAGAUCUUUCAGUAUUUACUCAUAGCGCUCUUGAUGCUACCUACCAGGAUAUGAAUGAUUCGGAUGAGAGUUCUUGCAAUGAAAACGAUGAUAACAGUUCAUCAGUGUCCAAUACGAAAAUGAAUCUCAGUUUUGCUUUAGGCAGCAAGUGUGUCGACUUUGAUUUCGGUUCCGCACUAUUUAUAUCAAAACGCGGUUUAUCGGAAGCUCAGUUACAAGAUUGCUGUUUGUUCCUUCUUUACGAAACAGGUGAUGUUAUUCAAGUAUGUGGAUGCUUGUCCGUUCGUAAAAUGAAUCAACUAAAAUGUAAUGUUUUGCACAUUUUCCCACCAUCAAUUGAUAAUUAUGGAGAUGAAUUCUGUGCUAUUCAUUGUAUUCGUCCUAUUGACAGUUCAGAAAUGUUUUCAUUUGAAAAACCUCCUGAUAUAUUAGUGUUAGCUGAUAAAAUUGGUCGUUUGCAUAAUGGUAUUGUUCUGCGAGCCAAUAUACCUGGACAGAAUAAAAACAAAAAUCAAACUACAACCCCUCCAGUUUUACUCUGUCUCGUUGAUAUUGUGGAUCUUAAUCUAAUGUCUAGUAAUAGAACAACUGUGCAACAGUGUCAUCCAAACGGUAGUAUACUUCAUUCUUCAAAUUAUUCUGAUUACAAUCAUUUUGAAUCUCCAUCGUUGUCAUUAGAACCAGCUAAUCUAAAUUUUUUGGACAAUAUUGAAUAUAAUAGUUAUUCGAUAGAUGGUUCAGAUUUUGUUAAAAAUAGAAUUUUUGGCUUGAAAUAUUCACAUCAAGGAUAUUAUGUAAUUCAUCAUAUGGGCAUUCAUCUUGUUAGUCUAUCAUGGAUUGAAAAUCUUUCACUAUGGUGUAGUGAAUUUAACAGUCAACUGUUAAAUGAUUCUAAUAAAUCUCUUAUUGAAGAGAUUCGGGAUUGGCAGUCAUGUGUGAAACACCUUGUCUGUGGCCAAAUUACCAUCUCUACCCCUGAUGGGAUGAAUGAAGAUAUGGAGGGAAAGUUUAGACUAGCUGGUUUCAUUGAACUAUCAUGUAAUUUCCUGUCAAAAAGUCGACCGAAAUCUAAAACUACAACCACAUUAGCUGAUUGUCGAUCAACUAAAGGUGUCACACUUUUGUUUAUUCGUGCACCUAUCCAACCAAUUGAUUCAACUGCCGGUAUAACUGAUUAUUCAUGUUUGGUACAUUUCAUCAGUCUAACACGGAAACCUGAAAGUUAUGCUAUGAAACAACGUUAUACUGGAACUACUGAUCAUUAUGAUUCCUGUGAUUCAACUCUCCGUUCACAUUUCACAUCUCAAAUAAAACAAGUGUUAUCGGGAGACAAUUCACAUUUUCCGAUGAUAACCGGUUUAAAUUUACAACCCGAUCUUACCCAGCAACAGUUGGUUCAAUUUUUUAUUAAGGUAAUGUUUGAAUCUUAUAAUUCAGUUCCUGAAUAUUAAUUGUUACUGGUUGUAGUUGCACCGAUAUUGAAACUAUAACUACUUACUCGUGAAAUGUUUCUGACUUCAUUUUGUCUGGUUGUUAGUUUCAUAUAUAAUGAUCAAAUCAGAACAUCAUAGUCUAGAUCGGUGCUUACCACUUUUGUUCGAAGCCUACUCUGCCUACUUUGGCUUAAGAAACUGAUUAGUAUCGUUAGCCUUCACACCGCUGCACAUACCUAAUGCACAAAUUGGUUAUUAUUCCGAACUGAUUGUUUGAUUGCAGGCCUUUAAAAUUUCUAACUUCUCACUAGUCAAAAUGGUCAUCAUAACUUUUAAUGCAAUCGUAAAUAUGCUAUCAUACUUCGAAACUUUGAAUGACUGGAAAUAAGUAACCUUAUGUAGUUUGAUUUGUUUUAGGUCUCUGAUAUACUGCGCAAAGGACCUCUAGAUCGUCUAAUGAAAGCUCGCUCAAUGAUUGAACAUCACUCUAGACAGUUACAAGAUAUAAUUUCAGCUCAACAUUCCGAAGCAAUGAAGCUAACAUCUGAACGUCAAACUUUACAAUCUAAAGCUGAGGACUUAGCAAAACGUCACUCUGUAAUCGCCGAGCGUCAAAGUAUGUUGGAUAAACGUAUGGCUAACUUAGCAACCCGUUUAGCCGGUAAGUAAAUAGUUCUUUAACUUCCUGUUACAUUCUUAUAAAUUUUAAAACAAAAUGUAAGAAUGUGUUGCUGAAGCUUACGCCUAUUUAACACUAUAAAAACUGAAUGUAGCGAUUACCAGGUAUCCUGAUCAAGUCAGUCAGUUUUAAGCAACAUCGGAUCUUCUAUAGGUAUGCAUCAGUUCAAGUUGCUAUAUUUCACCAACACAGCAACGUUGACUCAACAAAUCAAAUAACGAGAUUUGAAAUAUCAUAAAAUGCUAGAUAUCGAGGAACGUGUUUGUAAUUAAAAAAUGAUGUGACGUUACGUAGUAGUGGGAUACUAUUAGGAUUCAUGGUCUGGUAUCUGGACUAAUGAGACCGAUUUUCAACCUCGUCUCGUGAGGUCCCUAAUUAUGAACUGCAACUAUCGUACUACCUCCAACUAGAUACUCGGAGCCUACCAAUAUAGCUCACACUAGGAGCCAGUGACUUUAUGGCUUAAUUCCACUCCGUCUGCAGUCUGCUCCUUCGUUAACCAGCAUUGCUAAUUGAAGUAUUACCUUGUACGGUAUUAUGUGAAAUUAUAAGGUGACUGAAGCAUAGUAUGAUCUUUGGGUUACAGGUUUUUCUAGCCAGUAAAAUUUUUUUCAGUAAUCGGGCUAACUGACCUAUGCAGUCUAUUGUUUUUUAGUUGGAUCACAAAUUGACCCGUGAAAAGUCACUCAUCUCAUUUGAUUAAAGCUUAAAGUAGAGUAAUGCGCAAGCGCUUUAGUAUACGAUACCUGCUCAUGUAAAAACCCCACAUCUACUAUCAUGGUUGUUUGGCUCGUCUGUAAAAUUCCUCUGAACUCCGAAUGAGUGGCUUACUACCUGAUUUUCUGUUUAAAUAAAUGGAAGUUAAUGAGUCGAAAUGAUAGUUCAUUUAGAUCAGUUUGUCCCAUCUAUUGCAACCUUUAAUAUAUAGUGGUGAAAUAUCUUCAAAACUAAAACUUUUCCAUUUCAGUUAUUUUUAACGUGUAUUAUCCUGUAAGUGUUCAUUACUGAUUUCCACUGAUAUGGUUAUAAUUACUUCUGUGUUUAGCUUUAGGCGAAGGUCCUACUAAAGCUGAAAUCGCAAUGCGUAGUGAAGUUAUCGUAAUUCGUGAUCGUCUACACAAAGGCCUUAGGCAAUGGUUAUCGAAUCUCAAGAACCGUCGUGACAAAUUGGAAAAACAAAUACUGUUGCGCAAAAAAACAGAUAAAUCAUCUAUUCGUAACUCUCUUCCCAGCAGCCUUCUUAGAACCACCGAAAAUAUCGAAGGAAAUCAGUGGCAAACAGUAUCAGAAGAACUUCGCCGGGAAACUUUAGAAAUCAAAAUGUUAAUUAACGCAGUUAAAACGCUUAACACAAAGACUAUAAAUCCCUCCUAGUGUCUUAUUUUAUUUUCCCGUAUAUAAAUAAUUCCAGAUAGAAAUAAUACUGAACCCGUUCAUUUGGAUUAUUUUGUACACCUGUAAGUUAAUUUUAUAAGUAAAUUAUCUCAUGAGUUAUAAAUACUCGACCAUGUGACACUACUUUUAUUUUUGAGUACUAAACUUUGUCGAGCAAAAAAGAUUGUUCAGUGUGUUUCACUCAUAUAAUACGUGUGUAUCAACUUUAACACAUAAAAUUUGGGUUUACUGGGCUGUAAAUUCCGGUGUGUAAUGAGCUUUUAAGAAAAAUGGUCCAUACCUGAAUGAAAACCUUUAUGCCAAAAACGGCGAUAUGCCUAGCUGUUCUGGCAGAUCACAUGACACCAAGAUUUCAUUGUAGGUCAAGUGCUAACAAGGGAAAAGUACGUUGAAUGAUUUAAAUGCUUACUAAUCGAAGGUUCUGACUAACUUCAAAUGCUGAAAUCAGUCUAUCUACCUGUAAGCACAUAUAACCUGUGAUAGUAUUCAGUGCAGUACUAUUAUUCGUCCGGGAGAUCAUAGUUGUUGGGAUAUCUCAUAUUUCCAAGUUUCAAACUUGGAAACCAUAAGUGGUAAGUCGGGUCGGACUUGUUUAUCUCCAACCUCUUAAAUUUUUGCAUGGGUUUGAUGUGUUUAUCAGUUGGAGCUAUCAGUUUGUUCUCAGUGUUCUUUGCUUACUCACUUAUUAGAGUUGGUAAAAAUGUGGUGUAUGCUACUUACGCUGAAAGACAUAAUUAGUAUGCAACAACAAUUGGAAGUGGAAUGCUUGGCAGCAGAAGAUUGAAAUGAAGAUAACAGGGAGGAAAUCGGAGAGUAAUCGAAGUAACAACAGAAUUAGAGGAAUAGUGGAGCAUGCGGAAAACAACCCAAAGAAGCAGUGCGAAUGGUGUAUUUAAUGUAUGGUUUUCAUAUUUUACCGAAUCACUGUAAUUUUGUAUUAAUCAAUAAACUGGUUUUCCCCGCCUGAGUUUACGUUCGCUACAUUAGUAACUUGAGUAACAAGAGCGAAAAUGGAGAACGAAACCAAAAAUCCUAGAGCUAUCGACAAUCUAACUGGUCAGCCAUUUAAAUCGUUACAGAAUCGGUUUAACGCCAAGUCACUCGGAAGUGACUGGUUGUAGUGUUAUUAAGUUCUCUUGACCUUGCUGUAAAUGUCAAACAUAAUUCACCUCACAGAAACUCAGCUGCAGGAGCCAUAAGUGUGAACGAAUAAUCAUCUUCUUUCUUUUAAUCUUUGAGUUAUUUUGUUAGAAGGGAUUUUUGUACAAGUAGCAUUCAGUUUCACGUUUCUUAGUCAUAUUUAUGGAUUUUUUUCGUGAUUAAUUCAUUUUAACUCAAAAGAGUGAAAAGACAGUAAUAGAUCUAAACCUAAGGAGUACAGGUCCCUUUCAUGUGUUCAACUACUCAAACUUACUGUAUGAUGAUGUGGAUUCUAGACUGCUUGUAUGAUAGGAGCAAAAGCCAUAAGAAUUUCCGGCGCGACUAAAAUUUAUGGACGAAUCAAUCAGGUAUAAGAUAACAGGUCUUGAAAUUUAGUGCGGAAUUCAUCCAACUAUUUGGCUUAAUAGCGUCUUGGUAUUUUAGGGGCGAGACUCCAAUUUAUGGACGAUCUUUGAACGAAUCUUUAAGUGACCUUGAGAAAUAUUAGCCAAUCAACAAACAGUCAGUAUAGAGUAAAAAUAUGUUAUGCAAAACCAAGGAAAUAAAGUGGAUACACUCCUUGUACGUGGUAAUACAUGCAGUGGAGGAAAUCAUCCAUACAGCUACAGAAUAGUCGGCCUCCGGUUGUUGAGUGCACGCUCUCUAAACAUCCGUAUAAAUUGUAGUACCUGGCUGCAGCCAGUGUUACUGGUGCUUUUAUUAUCCAGUUCGCAAUAAUUGUCGUAAUUUGCCUUAGUUAGGAAUUAUAUAUGGGGUUUUCAUCACAAACUGACAUCAGCUAUAAUGCCAGAAAUUUAUUUAGCCAAAUGGAUGGAAGGCUUUCGCGCCAAAAUCCGAGAUCUAUUAUCUUAUACCUGAUUGAUCCGUCCACAAAUUAUAGUCUCGCCAUUUUAUUUAUUAUAACCGCUCAAUCAUCACGUUUUGUACAAAAUUCCCUGUGAACCGAUCGUACGUUAGCAUUAAGCACUGAAGUUGGUGCCGUAAACCUGAUUGGCUCGUCCAUAAAUUAGAGUCUCGCCAUUUUAGGUAUUGAAGCACACUGCUCACGUCGUUUACUUCCUCCUUUAGUCCCUAGUUUGUCUCUGCUCGUUUUCAGAAGAAAAAGAUUGGGAACCUGCUCAGUCGGUCGCAAGAAUAGUCAGAUUCAAUUCGGGCCAGGAUCUCUUCUGGAACGAUAACCACUCGCAUACUCUUUACUAAUUCGAUUUUCCGCAUGACCUUUGUCCUCCGAUUGGUCCCCAUGUUUUUUUAGUUUGCUGGAUUGCUACAUGCUCGAAGGUCAUGUUCUGCCACUACAGUAACAACUUUGGUACGAAUUUCUCUUGAGUUGCUUGUUAUACUACAAUUAUUAGGUUACCCUUAAUCCCAUCUUCUUUCUGUCUUAGCCGUCGAGGUUUGAUGUGUUGAGCAUAAUUAAUUGUUGUUAAUUUAGAAGAAAACGGAUCAUAUUAGAAAAGUUCAAUCGUUUUGUUCCUAAAUCCGCAACGUAGUAGGCUGUACUGAACCCCAAUAUCCUUCUGUAACCAAGAACGAUCUCCUACUGUCUAGGCGUAAAACAUAUUGGACUUAUAUUUAUGUCUCCGCAUAAAGAUAUAAAACAUUCGUGACUGGUGGUGAUAUGUCUUUACAGUAUAAGUUGGAAACUACUCCCUGGUUAAAAUGACCUCUUCUUAGUUUACACAACCUUGAAGGGCUGUGGGAAUUCACUAUUUGAAUACCACGAACUGGUCCCACAAAUGGUGUCCCGCCUCGCUUUGCUAGUACAUUUGCAUCUGUGCUUAAUGAAUGAUUUUCAAAUAUUCUUAUUAUUGGUUCACUUCUAUUAUUGCUUACUAUUUUAUUAUUCUGUACCUAAAUAAAAUCUUACUGAUGACUAAUAGUGAUACUAUUGUAUCAAUUAUUUAAAAUACAGCUCCCGUCGACUUAUAAUUUCUUUUUCGACAACUAUUGUUCGGUCAGAGGUUCUUCAUUGAGAGGAAUUCGAACAUGCUUUUAAUGACUUUCUACAGGUAAAUGGAGCAUGAAUUAUAUGAAUAUAGAUAACGUGUACUCAUUGCACUUAUCAGCGAAUUGAAGAAAAUCGCAAUGAGAGUUGGAAGUAUUUAUAUUUUAUUUCGGAAUCCACUUUUGGUGUUUAGAGACACUCUUAAAGUGCUAGACGCGUUGUGUUUAUGUUGAAAUAGUGUAGUUGGAAGUAUCCCGGUUGUACGUCUAUUCUUCGAGUUCCUUCAAAUGGUGGUGAUUAAACGUCCUUUCAAUCAUACAUCUUCCGCAGGAUUUUUAUGUGAUCCAUUGAUUAGAAGUUUAUCAGAUGGAUAGGAGGAAAACUUAUCCACUUCAUUAUUAUGUAAUUGUUAGGGAUGCAGAGGAAUAUACCAAUCAUUAUCAUGUUAAGUCUAAUGAUGUCCUUGGACUUUAAAUGCACAUUCCCUAUUGGCCAUUAUUUAUUUCACUCGUUAAAUAUUGUACAGAUGUUGUUUUCUAUUUUUAUGGUACGAUGUGGUCUGUUUGGUUGGUAUAUAAACAGAGCAUGUUUGAAAUAUAACGAUUCAUAUAUCCGAGGCUGAGACUUGUAUUCUGGACUCAACUGGCUGGGUUAGACAGCGAAGCAGGGCCAAUCGGAACUCUAGGUCGUCCGUACGUGUUUUACGUGUCACUGGAUCGAUCGAUAAAACGCUGCUCCAUUCAUCCAUAAUCUGCAAUCCACACGUUACAACAGUAAUUCUAAUGAGGUUUCUUUUAUAUCUCUUGAAAAAUGAAUAUGAAAUUUUAAUUACUAUUUGAUAUAAAAUACAAAGAUUGAUUUGAUAUUACCUCUUUGAAGAUUCG
Schistosoma haematobium is the source of this 7865-nucleotide messenger RNA. RefSeq lists its product as uncharacterized. The transcript is spliced from 6 exons. The record is from RefSeq and is a predicted model, not a curated record. Gene Ontology annotation, biological process: protein import into nucleus; mRNA export from nucleus; ribosomal small subunit export from nucleus. Lineage: Eukaryota; Metazoa; Platyhelminthes; Trematoda; Strigeidida; Schistosomatidae. Gene Ontology annotation, molecular function: structural constituent of nuclear pore. Gene Ontology annotation, cellular component: nuclear pore. Bases 419 to 1819 code for a protein of 466 amino acids.